AUGUCAUCUAUCUAUGCAGCACUUAUGUUAUGGAGUGCCUUAUUAAUGUGUUUUUCUUAUUAUUUAGAAGAUACUAUCUUUCAUGGUACUAUUUAUGCUUGGUUUGUAGGAAUUCCUCUUAUUACCUUUGCUGUGUAUAAAAAAGAAAAAUAUCAAUAUGAUUUAUUAUUAAUGAAUAUCAAUAAAGCUGAAGAUCCUAAUCAAAUCGUUCUUCUUACUAAUUAUAUAUAAAAAUUACUCUCAAGAUAUCAAACUAAUUAACAUUUUCAGAUUAUGUUAGAUGCACUCAUUGAAGUACAUAAAAAUACUUGCUAAAAAGAAGAUUGUGUUUUUAGAAUUAAAAAACAAUUAAAUUAAAGAAUGAAAAAAUUAAAGGAUGAAAAUAUCUCUUAAAGAGAUUACUAAAUUUAAUAAUUACUUGGAGAAAUAUAUCAAGGAUUUAUAAGAAGACAUCAAAAUAAUGUAAAAUUAAGAAUUAAUUAUGCCUUUUAUCUACUUGAUUUUUUAAAAUAAAAAUAAUAAUCAUUAAAUGAAUUUAAUUAAAUUGAAUUUCUAUCACCAAGUUUAGAUAAUGAAUUUAUUAUUUUUAGAUACAAAAAAAUUAUUGAAGAAGAAAUGAAUAUUAUGUAAAAUGAAUCUAUCAAUGGUAAUUAAGAUAUCGCAAGUGAAUUAGCAUUUUAAAAUAAUAUGAGAUAAUUUUAAAAUAAAAUAGAAAGAGCAACAUUAAUGCAUAUGGACUUUUGGUCAUAAUUAUAAGAAGAUUCUCCUGAUUUAGGUAAAAUGAAUGAAAUCGGAUACAAAAUUAAUUUAGCUAUUCUUUAAGUUGAAGAUUUAUGGAAUAAAAUGUAAAAAUUAACUUAAAAUCUACCUAAAGCUAUGAGAUUAUAUGCUAAAUUUAUUAUUGAAGUACUUCAAGAUAAAGAUUUUGGAGAAGAAUUAUUAGAAAAAUCAAAAAUGCUAUAAAAUCAAAACAAUAAAAUGAAAAAUAAAUAAACAAUAUAAAUUUUUAGUAGUGAUGAUAUUAAUUUUGAACCAUUGCCAACAUUAUUAGUAUAAACAUCAUCAGAUAAAUUUGCUCAAAUUUGUAAUUUAAAUUUAAGUUUAUGUAAUUUGUUAGGAUAUUAAAAGACAGAACUAUUAAAUAGAAAAAUAAAUCUAUUAAUUCCUCAAAUAUAUGCUAAGUUUCAUGAUAACUAUUUAGAGAUGUUCUUACAGAGUAAUGAUUAAUAAAAGAUUUCAAAGGAGAGAUUAAUUUAUGUAAAAUUAAAGUCAGGAUACAUUAUGCCUUGUUAUUUAUAUAUGAAAGCAUUAUAAUCAUAUGAUGAAAAUAUUUUAAUUGCUGCAUAAUUUAGAACUUUACGUACUUUCAAAACAGGAUGUUACUUAAUUCUUGAUAGUGAUGAAGCAAUUGAAUGUAUUUCUUCUUCAUGUAUAUGUAACUUGUUUAUAGAUUAAAAAAUGAUAAGUCAUCGUAAAAUCUAUUUUCAUGAACUUUUUCCAAAUUACAAUAGAAAUGAAUAUUUAAAUAAAUCAGGUUGUGUAAUUAGUUUAAACUUGCUAUCAAAUAUAGUUUAAAAUUCAAAUUAUCUUUAAUAUUAUAUUAGUGAUUUAGAAGAUCAAACUUAGAUUUUAUUUUAAAUUUAAAUAACAGAAAUUUAAAAUGAGCAUUUAGAUUAAGUAAUGGGAUAUGUUAUAAAAUUAGAGAAAGUGGCUAAUGAAUAUAGUUAAAUUUUAAGUCCUGAUGUAUAAUAAUAAUUGGUGAUACCUAAUUCAAGCUUGAGUAAUUUUUAAUUCAAGUAUUUUCCUGCAAAAGGUUUAUAUCUUGGAGAGAAUUAAGAUGAAGGUAAUUCAGCUAGAGUUGAUUAAACAGUCAUUUGGGAAUAAUCAUCUAGAUUAAGUGAAGAAACAUAAGCUGAGAAGAAGGAAAAAGUUGAAGAGGUAAAAGUUGAAAAAAUAAAUUAUGCAGAAGGAAUUAGAACUUUAAAAUUAUUUGAUAAUAGAAUUUAAGACAUUGAAGACAUUCGAAUGAGUUUUACAGAAUCAGAUGAAGUCUAACAUUCAAGUGUUUUUUAAAAAAAUUAAGAUAAUCAAGAUGAUUUUGAGUAAGGGAGGACGAAUAAUGUAUUUAGAAAUAGAAAAACUUUAAAUUCCACAAUAAAUGAUUAAUAAAGGCCAAAAGUAAUAGUUUAUUUAAGCUGGACCAUCAAUAUAUUAAUGUUAACUGUUUUAACAUUAUCUUUUACAUCCUAUUUUUUAGGACUCUAAUUAUUUGAGAAUGUUCAAAAUUCAUUAAAUCUUAUUAAAUAUGCCAGUUAAAGAAAUCAAGAAUGUACUCAAAUAGUAAUGAAUAUUCAGAAUCUAGAAAUGUUGAGAAUUGGAAUAUGGAAUUUGACAGAAUCUGAAGCUCUUCAGUAUGAAGAAGAAUAAAGAAUGGAAUUGAAUAAUUCAAUUUUUGAAUUAAAAGAUGCGAAUAAAAAAAUUAUGUUAAAUGAUCUUUAUAUUAAUGAGCAAAUAGAAGAAUUGCAUUCAAAAAGUGUUAUCAAUGUAAGGAUUUCCUAAAAUAAUUUUGCUUAUUAUGAUUUAAUCGAAGCCACUUAAUAAAUCAUUAGUAAAGCUCUUAUAGUUAAAGAUAAACCUUUAAAUAACUUAACAUUAGAUGAUGAAGAUGCUACAUUUAUUACUUAUAAUUUACAUAAUGGAGUAAUAUUUUAAUAUCGUAAUGAGACAUCCUAAUAUUCAUUAGGAAUUUAAGAUAUUUCAGAGAAUAAUAUCAAUAUAUUUUUUAUUUUUAUGAUUGUAGCUGCAAGCUCCUUCUUCAUAUUAUUAUUAAUCCUUAUUAUCCUUAUUAUUUAGAUUAAUUAGAUAUAGGAACAAAUACUACAAUUAUUUAUGGAUAUUCCUGAAAAGACUGUUAAAUACUUGUAUAACAAAAGUGAAAAUUUUAUUUCGAAUUUAUAAGUAGGAGAAGAAGAGGAAGUAUCUUCUGAUUUCAGUGAAGAGGAAUAAGAUGAAAUAAAAGAACUUAGCAGAACUCUUAAAUCUAAAAGAAAGAAAAAAAUCUUUAAGAACACUAAUUAAUCUCACAGAACUCAAAUUCUAGUUAUUACAUUUAUACUUUUCGCAUUUUAAGGAUAUUUCUUAUUAAAUUAUUUUCUAAACCAAGUUACUUAUAAUAACAUAAAGUAAUAGAUACCUGAAUUGAAUGUAACAGCAAGAUGUGGAUCUUAUUAUAGAUUGGUAGAUAAUGGGGAGAGAUAAUUAUUUCUGAAUAGAGAGGAACCAAUUCUUCUAGGAGAUGCAUAUUCAGUGGUAAUGAAUAAUAUACAAUUGAAUUAUGAUGUUGAUUCAGAUUUGCAUUAGGAGCAUGCAAAGAAUUCUGAGAUAAUGAACUCAGAUUAUUAUAAUACAUUUUAGUAAAUUUUUAUGUUAAAUCCUUGUGAAAAAUUUUUUGAAUAAGGAUUCACAACUGUUGAAUAUUGUGAAACAUUUGCAAAUGGAUCAAUUUAAUAAGGAAUGGCAGUAGCAAUAGCAAGAUUUUUUGAGAAUGUUAGGUACAUAAUGACAAUAUAUGAUAUGUUUUAUGGACAUCCAGAGGUAAAUUUUAGUGUAGCAGCAAGGGGUUGGGGAAGAUUUCGAAAUAUAACUUAAAAUAGUGAUAAUGUAACUAAUUAUAUAUAUAAUUUGAAUAAUUUUAAAUAGACAAAAGAAUCUAGGGUAAUGUAGAAUGUAUUUAUAAAAGGUAAUUAAUUUAAUAAAUUAAAUUUAGCUGCUUUUAGAUAUUUAUUGGAUGAAUUUGUGAAAACUUUGAAAUCAGACAUAGAAAUGACUCAGACAUAAUUAUUGGCAGUAUUCAUAGUAUUUGAAGUGCUGAUAUUUUUUGUAUAUUUCAUAGUGUGGUUACCUGGAGAAAUAAAAAUGACAAGAGACAUUUAAAGAACAAAAGGAUUGAUAUUGAUGAUACCAUUGAGAGUGAUUUAAAAGAUUAAAACCAUAAAAGAAUUCAUUAGCUUUUUAGUCCAUAGUUAAGAUAAGUGAG
Messenger RNA from Paramecium sonneborni, 4036 nucleotides. The record is from the annotation of a GenBank genome assembly. NCBI's taxonomy places the organism in Eukaryota, Ciliophora, Oligohymenophorea, Peniculida, Parameciidae.